AUGCUAUCCACUGGCUGGAGUAAGCUGUCAGGAGCUUUCAGUGCAGUUCACGUGCUUCCCAAAAGAGAGAGGACGCCAGAACGAGUCCAGUUUUCAACGAAAUGGUUUCUCAGCUGUCUAGCUAUGUUUGUGAUCUUCAACUUUGUCAGCAUCUUCCAGCAAACGACGUUUAUGUGCCAACUCCCAGCAGUGAAUCUUGUGCGAGUGCUUAACAACGGCGACAAGUUUAUUGACUCUGGAAAGCUGUACUUCAAAGAGAACUACGACGAGGUCAGAAAGGAUAAUAUUGAGCUGUACAACUCGUUAAGCAAAAUAUUUGAGAUGCAAAAGAACUCGUACCUCAAAAGCUACGAUGAGUAUGCACUGAUACUUAAUCCGCUUUUCAUUCUAGAUGAAGCAGAGGUCAGGAUCAAGUUCCAUCCGAUGAAGUAUUACUUCAAAAACAAAAGCUUUGAGUUCAAAAACAGCACAAUUCCUAUUUUAGAAUUCAAACGUGUGUUUGGCCACAACCUAACGCCUCUCAGGGCCUUGCGCCGUCCUCCGCUGCCUUAUUCUUUUCGUCUACAUGAACACCACCAGGAUACCAAUGAGUUCCUCCACAAAAUCGUCUAUCCCAUCUACGAGUCAAGCGGUUACGACAGAACCGAUUAUAGCUUGGACUCGCUUUUAGACUACUCCUUUGUUCUCAAAUACAUCAAUUUCGGGGUGUUUCUAAUUUCACUUAUAUUCUUUGUCGAAGCACUCUCUGUUGUGGUGCCAUAUUCACUCAAGUAUCAUCGAGUCUUCUCGAUUCCCAGGGUGAAUCAAGCCCUAUUCGUAUUGGCAAUCAUUUGCUUCGUCAGCUGCUUUAUGCUGAUGUCUGUCAAUAUUGUCCUUAACUUGAUUCUUGUUGGCAAAGAAUCCAAUGAUAUUGGUGUCGUGAGCACACUUAUGGGAUUUAUCCAGCUAUUUUGGCUUGUCUUCAUUGCGUUCCAAACCAAAACCUGGAUUUGGAAAGUGUACCUCGAAAACAAAUAUCCGUCAUCUGACUACUCUAAAGAAUUAGAGACUCAAGGCGAACGUCGGCACAGUCUUGGCGGCUUUGGAAUUAGACCAUUAAGCUUUGGAAGUAUCAAAAGACGUUUUACCUUGACUUUGAGCCCCACUGAGAGUCCAAAAGACUCUAGCGUUGGGGGAUCGGAUGAACAUGACUUGGACAAACUUUUGGGCCCUCACCUUUAUACUGAGAACUUGCAUGGCGAGUCCAGUACAGAUAAUUUGGGCUCCGAGUUCAAGGCAAUACCGGGACGCUCAAUUCGCUCUAUACGUUCUGCGCGCUCAAUUCGCUCUCUGGGAGUUGCCUCAAUCAGUGAUCGAGAUCCAUUCACAACAGCUUUGCCACACCAACCGGGAAGCACCAAGCAGGAUGACAACAGGAGUCUGAAAUCCUCGCGUAGCCGCCUUUCCAUGCUCUACAACGGCGUCAAAGAGGAGACAAAAGAGCCGGAUAAACCUGAGAAUACCAAAGGCACAGAAAUUGUCAGGGUUGCUUCUAAACCUGAAGGGAUUUUUGUCGAGGACGUCGUCACUUGUUCUAAGGCUGUUGAGUCUGGAGAGGAAGACGGAAACGAUUCUGGAACUGAAAGCGAGCAGUCUUAUGAUGCGGAUUCUAGUGGUUCAAGCCAAAAAAAUGAAGAACAAACCAAUUCCAAAUGCUCGAUCUCCAGUCUCAAGAAAGAGACUACUGUUCAACCCGGUGUGCCAAAAACGAAGGAAAGUGACGAAUUGCUAGUGGAGGAGAAUCGCGAUGCAGAGCGUUCAACAACGAGAAUCUCCACUGCGGCGUCUGAAAGUUUUGAGCAUACUCAGGAAAAAGAGGAUGAUAGCCAAGACAAUGUUAGUUAG
This is a messenger RNA of Ogataea haglerorum, 1884 nucleotides long. RefSeq lists its product as uncharacterized. The record is from RefSeq and is a predicted model, not a curated record. Lineage: Eukaryota; Fungi; Ascomycota; Pichiomycetes; Pichiales; Pichiaceae. The coding region runs from base 1 to 1884 and encodes 627 amino acids. The transcript has a single exon.